CCCAUCCCGCAGCCUUUCUCCCUGCACCGUGUCAGCCCCGGCAGAGGGGGGCAGGGGCGUCUCUAACUUGUGGUGGUGCUACUCGUGGAUCUACGUCCCAGACUCGCAGGGGCGGAUUGAGACGCAGGGACUUCAGGUCGGUCCCCGUUUGGCCGGUCCCGACUCCCCCUCCAUGGCCAUCACUCACUCCUUUGCCUGGCUGGUUACCGCGAUCGGCGCUCAGCUCCGAUCGGGCAACGUUGGGAAAUAGCUUCUGCGCAGGCGCAGAAGUGGAACUGUCUCAGUUGCGCUGCUUUCCCUCCCUCUCUCCUCACAGGACAGGGGUCCCCACCGCUGCCGUCUGCCGCUACCUCUGUGUCCAAAGACUGGGCUGCGUCGCACACUACACAAUGGAGAGUAGUGCAGCCAGUGCCUGCAGGUGCCUGUCUGUGCGCACCCACCAUGCUGAACAUGCUCAUGGCCUCAGCUGUUCCUGACUCCUUCCAUCAUCUUCUCUCUGCCGGCUCUGCCUCCUGCACUUUUGUUGGCCCUGGAGAAAUAACUUUCAGAAGGAACCUGCCAUUCUGGAAGAACUGCCCCCAGCCACAGCCAACCAAAGAGGAAACAGGGGACGUUGCCUGCAGACAAGGAGAUAACACGUACAUGAACCAGGAUGUCUGGAAGCCGUCUCUCUGCCAACUCUGUGUCUGUGAUAACGGGGCCAUUCUCUGUGAUGAAAUCGAUUGCCCUGUCGUAACAUGUGAAAAUCCCGUGUCUUUACCUGGGGAGUGUUGUCCGGUGUGCCAAGACUCAGCUGGGGGUCGCCCAAAUAACCCAGCUAGAGCGCUAAAGGGUCAAAAAGGGGAACCUGGAGACGUGCCCGCUGUGUCUGGUAUCCGAGGACGCCCAGGCCCCGCCGGACCUCCAGGCAUACAAGGACCUAGAGGAGACAGAGGUCCAAAGGGGAAACCUGGCGCACGUGGUCCUGCUGGAAUAGAUGGAGAACCCGGUAUUCCCGGACAGCCUGGUGAUCCCGGACCACCUGGCCAUCCUUCACUCCCUGGAAGUCAUCCGUUUUCCUCUCAGAUGCAGGGCGGCUUUGACGAGAAGUCUGGUCUUGGCUCACAAGUCGGAUUAAUGCCUGGAUCAGUGGGACAAGUUGGGCCAAGAGGACCACAAGGUCUACCAGGCAACCCGGGUGGUAUGGGCCCUCCCGGUCCUCCCGGAGAGCUAGGCGAGCCAGGAUCUAUGGGUCCAGUUGGUCCACGUGGCCCGGAAGGACCUGCAGGAAAAGCAGGUGAAGAUGGUGAAGCGGGAAAAUCAGGGCAAACGGGUGAGCCAGGUUUCUCAGGAUCUGCAGGGGCCAGAGGGUUUCCUGGUGCUCCUGGACUUCCGGGACUCAAAGGACACAGAGGCCACAAAGGACUAGAUGGUCCAAAAGGAGAGCUCGGAGCCGCUGGGUCAAAGGGUGAAUCUGGUCCCACUGGUCCUAUGGGUCUCAACGGUCCCGCGGGUCCAAGAGGAAUGCCCGGUGAGCGGGGACGUCUUGGACCUCAGGGAACGCCGGGUUCAAGAGGCGCCAACGGACUUGUCGGACUGGCUGGACCAAUAGGUCCCAUCGGAAUAAGUGGUGCUUCCGGCUUUCCUGGGAACCCCGGUACCAAGGGUGAAGCUGGACCAACAGGUGCACGUGGUACUGAAGGUCCCCAAGGACCGAGAGGAGAGACCGGUACGCAGGGGUUUGCUGGCUCGCAGGGUCUUCAGGGUACACCAGGAACGGAUGGCAGUGGUGGGGCCAAAGGACCAACCGGUGGGCCCGGUAUUGCUGGCUCACCUGGGCUUAUAGGACCAGCGGGAUCCCCAGGACCUCAAGGAAGCACUGGAACACCUGGUAUCCGCGGCUCAGCGGGUGAUCCAGGUGUCCCUGGUUUCAAAGGAGAAUCAGGUCCCAAAGGAGAACCUGGUCCACAUGGUCCUCAAGGUGCAAUCGGCCCACAAGGAGAAGAAGGUAAAAGAGGACUCCGUGGUGACCCUGGAUCCAUAGGCCCACCAGGACCAGUUGGGGAAAGGGGCACCCCUGGUAAUCGUGGCUUCCCUGGAUCAGACGGGUUACCUGGACCUAAGGGAGCACAAGGUGAGCGAGGGAUUGCUGGAAUUUCUGGCCCUAAAGGAGCUACUGGAGACCCAGGUCGUCUAGGAGAGCCUGGCCUUCCGGGCGCCAGAGGUUUGACUGGAAAUCCUGGAGUACAAGGCCCAGAAGGGAAGCCGGGACCAGUGGGAGGCCCUGGAGAAGAUGGUCGUAGUGGCCCACCUGGUCCAAUUGGAAUCCGCGGUGAAACUGGGACGAUGGGCCCCGCUGGCCCAAAAGGCAACAGUGGAGAUCCCGGAAAGCCUGGUGAACAGGGCAAUGCAGGAGUAAACGGACAGAGAGGUGCUCCAGGAAAAGAUGGUGAAAUUGGUCCCUCUGGUCCAACUGGUCCCCCAGGACUUGCUGGUGAAAGAGGGGAACAGGGUCCUCCAGGUCCUACUGGAUUCCAGGGUUUGCCAGGUCCACCAGGACCUCCUGGAGAAACUGGGAAACCAGGUGAUGAGGGAGUACCUGGAGAUUCUGGAGCCGCAGGUCCACUUGGUCCAAGAGGAGAGCGUGGUAAUCCGGGAGAAAGAGGCGAGCCUGGAGCUUCGGGACUUGCCGGUGAAAAGGGAAUGGCUGGAGGACACGGACCUGACGGGCCAAAGGGAAGUCCAGGCCCAACGGGCACCCCUGGUGAUGUGGGGCCCCCUGGCCUGCAAGGUAUGCCUGGAGAAAGAGGUAUAGCCGGAACAUCAGGCGCUAAGGGUGACAGGGGAGGGAUUGGAGAGAAAGGCUCGGAAGGUACAGCAGGCAAUGAUGGCGCAAGAGGUCUUCCGGGGCCACUCGGACCGGCCGGUUCUGCAGGUCCAGCAGGUGAAAAGGGUGAACCAGGUCCAAGAGGGGUAAUGGGUCCAUUCGGGUCUCGCGGCAAUCCUGGUUCUCGAGGCGAAAAUGGUCCUACAGGCCCUGUUGGAUUUGCUGGCCCACCAGGACCUGAUGGACAACCUGGUGUAAAAGGUGAGCCUGGGGAGUCUGGCCAAAAGGGUGAUGCCGGAUCUCCUGGCCCUCAAGGUCAAUCUGGAUCUCAUGGUCCACAAGGACCUACUGGUGUGACCGGACUUAAAGGAGGCAGAGGAACACAAGGUCCCCCUGGAGCGACAGGCUUCCCCGGUUCCGCCGGCAGAGUUGGGCCUCCAGGUUCUGCUGGAGCUGUAGGUCCUGCUGGCCCUAUUGGCGAACCCGGCAAGGACGGCCCGCCAGGUCUUCGUGGCGAGCCCGGUGCGCACGGUAGAAUCGGAGACCGAGGAGCCGCUGGUCCCAUUGGAAGUCCGGGUGACAAAGGCGAUUCGGGAGACGAUGGGCAGCCGGGUCCCGAUGGCCCCCCAGGUCCUUCCGGAACAACCGGUCAGAGAGGCAUAGUUGGCAUGCCUGGGCAGAGGGGUGAGAGAGGCAUGCCAGGACUUCCAGGCCCAGGUGGAUCCCCAGGAAAAACAGGACCUACAGGCUCUUCGGGAGACAAAGGUCCAUCCGGUCCGAUCGGCAUGCCUGGCACUGUUGGUCCUGUUGGAGAGCCAGGGGCAGAGGGAACUCCUGGUAACGAUGGCGCCCCUGGACGCGAUGGGGCUCUAGGAAAACGCGGUGAUCGUGGAGAUUCUGGACCUGAGGGUCUUGCUGGAUCUCAAGGUGCUCCAGGAACCCCAGGGCCAGUAGGUGCACCGGGAGAAGCUGGACCAAGAGGUGAACCAGGUUCCCGCGGCCCCAUGGGUCCUUCAGGAAGAGCUGGGAAACGAGGCUUUCAGGGUCCACAAGGUCCGCGUGGUGAUAAAGGAGACAACGGUGAACGUGGAGAUAGAGGACAAAAGGGACACAGGGGUUUCACUGGCUUGCAAGGUCUCCCAGGUUCCCCUGGCCCAAUCGGUGAACAAGGUGCUACCGGACUUCCCGGACCGUUCGGCCCCAGAGGCCCACCCGGUCCAGUUGGACCACCAGGAAAAGAGGGUAAUCAAGGACCAUCUGGACCAAUUGGACCCCCUGGAGUUCGAGGCACUAUUGGAGAAGCUGGACCAGAGGGUCCUCCUGGUGAUUCUGGUCCUCCAGGUCCACCCGGGCCCCCAGGGCUACUCACAGCUGCCAUAGAUGAUUUGUUAAGUGGCUACGAUACUAUGCCGGAUCCACUUCCAGAAUUCACUGAGGAUGAAGCUGCUGGUGAUGGAAAGAAGAACGAUCCAGGGGUCCAGGCUACCUUGAAAUCAUUAAGCAGUCAAAUUGAAACAAUGCGCAGACCCGAUGGGUCUAAAAAGAACCCAGCGCGUACGUGCGACGAUCUAAAACUGUGUCACCCUACAAAGAAAAGCGGAGAGUAUUGGAUAGAUCCCAACCAAGGAUGCUCAGAGGAUGCCAUAAAGGUUUACUGCAAUAUGGAAACUGGAGAGAGCUGUAUAUCUGCAAAUCCCUCUAAGAUACCUAUUAAAACUUGGUGGUCUGGUAGAAGUGGAGAUAAUUUUAAACCAAUAUGGUACGGUGUUGAUAUGAACAAAGGAGCUCAGUUUGUCUAUGGAGAAAGCGACUCGCCAAACACAGCUGUUACUCAAAUGACGUUUUUGCGUCUUCUGUCGAAAGAGGCUUCACAAAAUAUCACCUACUACUGUAAGAACGCAGUGGGGUACCUGGAUGAGAAAACUCAGAAUCUAAAGAAGGCCGUUAUCCUUAAAGGUGCUAAUGACCUUGACAUCAGGGCAGAAGGAAACAGCCGCUUCAGAUACACGGUGCUAGAAGACAGUUGUUCAAAGCGCAGUGGAACUGUUGGGAAGACUGUCUUUGAAUACAGGACCCAAAAUGUGAAACGCUUACCCAUUAUCGAUAUUGCCCCCGUGGAUGUUGGCAGUGGAAACCAAGAGUUUGGAGUGGACAUUGGGCCAGUUUGCUUUUUGUAAACCAUCAACGUAGUAACCUAGGAACUUAAACUGACUGAGGUUAUCCUGGGACUCUUGAAAACUAUAGCUGGCGAUGCACCAGCACUGUACAUACAGUUUUCCAUUAUUUUCUAUUUUGUAACAUCAAGUACCUGGCAUUUGGCGAAAGUAUUUAUUUUACAUUAAAUUUUAAUUGUUUUUGUUUUUUUUAGCAUUCUCAAGUACAGAAAUAUAAAUACCUUAAAUGGACAGAUUUUUUUUUAUAGUUUUUUUUUUCUAAUCUGCAGUGUAUUUGCUUAUCAGUUUCACUUUCCAAUUGUGAAAUGCGUAGACAAAAAAGUCACUGUGCCUGCCCAAUGGUUUGAUGAGUAAAACUCAUAGGCAGAUUGAAUUUGUUUUAUAGCUAGAUACGACACCCUGCGCUCAUGUUUUUCUUUUUGAUGAACCACUGCCUUUGUAAUGUCUUUGGGAUCAAUUCAUCAAGCUUUUUCUAUUUGCCAUGUUGGCUUGUGGUUGAACGUUGUAAUAUAAGAUAAGAAAAUUAUUAUUUAGCUUUUAUUUUUUCCAUAUUAGGGAAUUUAUUUGAAAUUGGAAUUACUGGGGUUUUGGUACAAGUUGAGUCACUUUCUGAUGAGCAAAUGGGAUACGGAUGACUGAAAGUGAAAUGCGUCACUUGUCAAAACCCAAAAUGUGAUGUUGUGUCCAGUCUAACUUAACACCAGUAGAAACGUUUAGCUCGCAACACACUAAUUCACAAACCAACAUUUCCUAAUGUGCUACAACCCCUCAUAUAAAAAAUAUUUACUUCCUAUCUAGACUGUUCCCAAAGUGGCUUUAUUAGAUACCUGGUUUGUUGACCACUGUUGAUUGGACUAGCAUAGCCAGUUGAAAAGCUACAUUAUGUACAGGUAGACUGUUUUUGCUAUUACGCUUUAGUCAUUAAUGGGUGUGCAAAUUUUUAUGAAUCUGCAUUUCUUUUUCUGGUGUGUGCCAACGAUAGCAUGAUAUGAUGUAACAAAAACAGCCGGUUCAAUGGUAAACUUCCAUUUCCGUUAAUACAUGUUCAUACAAAACAGCACAUUGUAACAAAGCUUGGUGGAUUUGUCAUCUAGGGGGAGAUGUAUCAAUUCUCAGAGAGUGAUAAAGUAGAUAAGUUGACCAAAACAACCAAUCAGAUUAUACUUUGUCACUCUCCAAGGUUUGAUACAGUACAUCUCUUCCUUAGUCUUACUUGUCAGCUGAUUUUCUACUUGUUGUGUGGUUCACGUAAGGAGAUGACAUUGGAGUGUGAGCUUUGCUGUAGUGCAAAGAAUAAACAAAGGAAAUAUUUAUUAACAAGGUAUAAAUGCAAAGUAGCUGGUGUUUUAAAUCUCUAGUAUGGCGGAAAUGUAUCAAAACUUCGAAAGACGACAGCUGGUGGGGUUGCCCACCGCAACCAAUCACAUUCUAGCUACCAUCUUAUAGGGUACUAGAUAAAUGAUAGCUGUAAUCUGAUUGGCCGCUAUGGGCAACACUUCCUUUCCUGCUAGGAAGGUUUGAUCUAUGUUCCCCAUACUUCAUACCAGACAUCAUUGCUUACAAAGAUAACUUUUCUUUUAAAGUAUUGAAGGGAAGGGGUACAUUGUUGGAAGUGAACAAACUGCUAUGUACAGUAUAUGAACAAUAUUUUCAUCUUUUCCCCAAAGAUGUCAGGUACAGAAGGCUCCAACCUUUCUUAGCAUAAGCUACCUCAUCUCUAGAUGCUGAGAUGCAUAUACUAUACUUCUAUUUCAUUUUACAUACCAAAAGGUGCUAUGCUUUUACUGUUCUUCGGAGAAUGGGGAGAGUCAGUAUACGUGUUCGAUGGUGCUAAAAAUUCAUUUUGUAAAACCCUGAAUAAAUAAAAGUUGACAGCUCCCCGUCAAGGAUAUUA
This is a messenger RNA of Pseudophryne corroboree (corroboree frog), 6874 nucleotides long. It is a transcript of the gene COL5A2, whose product is annotated as collagen type V alpha 2 chain. The transcript has 54 exons. Lineage: Eukaryota; Metazoa; Chordata; Amphibia; Anura; Myobatrachidae. Bases 442 to 4983 code for a protein of 1513 amino acids. The record is from RefSeq and is a predicted model, not a curated record. Gene Ontology annotation, molecular function: extracellular matrix structural constituent conferring tensile strength; protein binding. Gene Ontology annotation, biological process: extracellular matrix organization.